This is a messenger RNA of Cylindrotheca closterium, 2895 nucleotides long. Lineage: Eukaryota; Bacillariophyta; Bacillariophyceae; Bacillariales; Bacillariaceae. The record is from the annotation of a GenBank genome assembly.
AUGGCUGUACCAAACAAGGAAGUUGUUGCUUCUCUUACUGAGCGAUCCACCGAUCCUCUUCGAUCCAUAUCUUUGUCGCCGAGUCGAAGAUUUGGUGUGAUUGCUGGGAAGGAUAAUCUGCAACUUGUCAAAAUAAGUCCAGACGGGCUCAAGAGGCUUCGAUUGUUAAAUAUUACACAAUAUUUGCAAACCAAUGUUCCAUCAGGAGAACGACAAUCCCAGCCGGCGAAGUAUGGCGAUGUGAGAGAUACCUUUGGUUUGGGCGUCCCAAAACAAUCCACGCAGAGAACCAUGUCACACGGCAAUAUCGCGGUAACUUGUGCAGCCUGGAGCAGUCUACAACAAACGGAGCAACAAGCAUCAGAAACUUCCGACCAAACACCAUCCUUGGAUGCCGAGAAGGCAAACUCAAUAAUUGCAGCAGCAGGAUCCAAUGGGGUUGUUGUGGUAUGGACUUCAGGCAGUUUCUUUCCGGGGGGAGGUGGUGGAUCAAUGGGGAAUCCACAGCCAGAGGGGUACUUGAACCAACAUUCGAGAGCGGUCAAUAGUCUUGCCUGGCACCCAAGGCAGCCUGGACUCUUGUUGACAGCCUCUCAGGACGCUACGGCCAAGUUGUGGCAUCGCAAAGAUUCAAUUGAUCGAAAAGGGGAAGACAAACGAAAAAAGAGUAAUUGGUUCGCGAACAAGGCCAACACGAAGGACUCAAAGGUGUAUCAAUGGAAAUGCAUAGCGACAUUCAAACCGAAAAAUGAAGCCAUUAGGGAUAUUCAGUGGUCCAACUUUCAAGAUGACAUUUUUGCCCUGGUAACUGUCAGCGGAUCGUUAAUCGUCUACAACAGGUAUAUUGGGAUGAGAGCGCUUGCAAAGGUUGCCGCCCACGACGGUGAUGCUUCGUGUUUGGACUUCCAUCCAACACAGCCAUACAUUAUUGCCACGGGCGGGUCGAACGACAAUCGAGUAAAAGUUUGGGACUUGGAGAGCAACAUCACCAUGUCCAAGAAAGAUGACCACAACAUAAGUGUCAAUGCUGGUACAUUGAACACUAUCAGGUCCGAAACUGAAAAUUCAGCGAACAGUGUUAGUUCCCACGACACAGACAAAUCAACCCCACGGCUCGAAACUUCCAAUUCCUCCAAUGGCAUCCGUUCCUUGAAUGGGUUUAGUCAGAACUCAUCUACAUUGUCGAAUACUACAUUGUCAAGACAUAGCAAAGUCAGCUCUCCAUUAUCAUUACACGUCCUCUCCAUAUCUGCAGCUGUUACGAAAAUCAAGUGGAGACCGUCAGCAUCCAGCGUUAUGGAUGAUGACGAAGUAGAUCGCCAUGAAUCCAUGCUUGCUGUAGCAAGUGCCCGCCAAGCGAGUGCUGGUGGAUCAGGAGUACUUGGCUUGUGGUCAUGUGACCGACCUUUCAUGCCUCUCAGCGUGGUGGAAGGGCAUGAAAAAGGAGCUAUCGGGGAUUUCGUUUGGUUGGAGACUCCAUAUAGAAACACAAAACCAACAUCACAUCCGCUGGUUUCUUCAGCAGAGCCAAUGGACAAGUCAAGAUCUGGGUCUGUAGGGCGGUAUUCUCCUAGUACUACAACUGAUGGUACUGUGGUGUUACGCGGCUCUCUCCGAGGUGAUGCAGAGUCUAUUCUAUUUGACAAUAAGGAAAAAGAUGACGAAAGACGGGCCGCUCCAAGAAUAUGGCAGCAUAUUCUGAGUGUCGGAAGGGAUGGAAGAUGUUUGGUGCAGUCGUUGGUGCGCGGAGAGCGGCCCAUGUCUAGGAUACCCCCAUCUUGCUUUGCUUUGGCUAAUUUAUCGCCAUUUCAAACAGGCUAUGGAUCGCUCCAGGUUUUUAGUGUCUAUCAGAACGUGCCCAAAGGAGCUGAAAAUGACAUGAAACUGACAGGAUUGAGGCGAGACCAGUACACUGCUCAAGCACCAGGAAUCUUCAAAGAAGAGAUGUCCGAUGAAGAAAUGGAAUUCGACCGGAGCGAUGGUCUUGACUUCUUUGAACCAGGACGACGCUUCCCUGACACUUCACCGGAACUGGUUUUCAAUGUCGUGGACGGAGGUAAACUGGAUUCUAGUGGUUUGCCAAUAAACGAGGACGUAGAAGCCAUCUGUAUUGCUCCGGAAGUAUUGCACCUUUCCCGUUUUGCAAGCUCCUAUCAGCUGUACCCAGACUCUGAGUUGACUGCACGAGUUGACCUGUGUUUGCACAACGCUGGUAUCGCUGAAAAUCUGAGGCGUGAUUCCCUUGCUCGAAUGUGGCGAUCAAUUGCUAGCAUGAUGCAAGGUGCUGGAUUAGAUGAAUUGCCAAAGGCAGGCACCAGCAUCGCUCCUACAAACGUCAUGCAAUUUGUCUUGCUUCCCACCGUUAAAUCCUUGCUGCUGGAGCGGGCAGAAGCUGGAGAUGUCCAAACUUGUGUAGCAGUUUGUGAGGUGUUGCAAGUGAUUGAUUCCGACCAGAACACGAAGAUUCCUGGUCUCGAUAUUACCCUUUUGCGAGAGUGGUACCUUUCCUACAUCGAUCUCUUGGAACAAAUGUGCUUGUUUUCUGCUUCGGCGUUCCUCAUUCAGCGAUGCAAUGAUCCAGUCAUUGGGGCUAUGAAUCAGAAUUCAACGACCAUACACGAGUCUUGUUCCACAUGUGGAAAGCCGUUGCAACCCUCUACUGAGCCAGGUGGGACAACAAGAAAGGUGUGCAAGACCUGCCGUCGUCCAGUUGGUAUGUGCUUCCUUUGUCACCAACCUGUCACGGCUCUUUAUGUGUGGUGCCAAGGUUGUGGUCACGGAGGACAUUUGGAGUGCGCUCUCAAGUGGUUCGGAGGUUUUGAAUCGGAACCGCCAAGAGAAAUAUGUCCGACUGGUUGUGGCCAUCGGUGUAACUUUCAGAAAAUGAACUCAUAG